AACAAUCUUGCCUAGCACGAAAGGCACAAAAACUUGCGAGCGAGAGCGAAGCAGCAACCGACAACGAGUGAGCGAGAAGCAAGUCAAGCCAAGCAAGGGAAAUUCAGAGAGACCCAGCCCAGCCGUCAAGGCACAGCAUCUUCUUGGCCGUGUCGCGUGCAUCACGGGUGUGACACCAGCCUCACCUGUCCCUUGUCCUUCUGCUUGGGUGAUUGUUUGUGUCGGUACCCGCGUUGAUUGGCUGGUGCUCCGCAACUACAACCACCACGAGCUAGCAGCGCGAGCAGCAGCUACAGCUACAGCAGUAGUAAGAAGCAGCAGCAAUAAGAAGCAGGGGCAACCAACACCCUCCAUCACCAAACCGUUGACGACAUCAUUGGUCUGCGUGGCUGGGCGUGAUGUUUCGCCGUAAGAACAAGAAGAAGAGCAGCGGCACCAAAUCCCCGCUGGGCCCUGCACCAACAUCAUCAAGCCCCUCCACCAUGUCGCUUCCCUCCCAGAGACGCGCUCAGAAGAAGACCAGCAAGAGCGCCAUUGAGCUCUACGUGUACCAUCUCGACAAUGAGGAGUACAAGUUUGAGCUCUCCAAGCACGCGACCGGCACAGACCUCCUCAAGCUCUUCCUCAAGCGAAUUGGGGCCUUGGAUGAGGUGGACUAUUUUGGAUUCUACUUUCCAUACACGGAUCCCAUCGUCUGGCUGACAGAGGAGCAGAUCAAGAAGCAAGCAGACAUCAAGAAGCCGGUUGUGUUGGAGUUUGGCGUUAAAUUCUUCCCCUCCAAUCCGCGCAAAGUUGUCAGCGAGCACACGCGCUUCCUCAUCUUCCUCCAGCUCAAAGAGGACCUGGCGAUUGGGCGCUUUGUGUGCCCAGCACCAGACGCCAUCCGCCUCUGCGCCCUCGCUGUUCAGAUUGAGCUCGGCGACUAUGAUGCGGAGAAGCACCCUGCCGGGUACCUGUCGGACAUGCUGCUGCUGCCGGAUCAGACGGUCGAUGUUGAGGCAGAGAUUGCCCGCUGGCACCGCGCCCUCGACCGCAUGACGUUCUCCGAGGCGGUGCAGGCGUACCUGAGCCUUGCGUCGCGGCAGCACUUGUACGGCGUUGAUCUGCACCCGGCCAACCUCUCCCCAGACGACCCGUGCUUUGUUGGCAUUUCCGCACAGGGCAUUCGCCUCUACAACGCACACCUCGGCGGGAUCCAAGAGUACAAGUGGUCGACCAUUCAGGAGCUGAGCUUCAACAACAAGCGUGUUCGCAUUGUUGCAAAGAUGAUUGGUUCGCCAGGCAGGUACCGUACGACGGACCUGUUCUGCACCACGAAGAAGCAUGCGCGCGCGCUGUGGAGCUCUGCUGUGCAGCGGCACACGUUCUUCCGCCGGCGCAAGCAGCCGCGGGUGACACAGGCCGCCUCCAUUAAGAAGCUUGUUGGCCUGCAGCGCGAAGACCCGCUCGCACGCGCACACAUCAGCCGAUCUGGCAAGACGGAGACGGAGACUGAGGAACAGGCGCGGGAGUCAGCGCGAUCACGUGGCGGGGAUACGGUGUUCCCGCGACCGCCGCCAGCGAGGAGGAGCGUACAGCGCAAGCGCCUUGGCUCAAGCACAUGGCGAUCAUCCGAGGACGAAGCAGAGACCGAGCAAGCCGGCCCACAGCAGGCUGCAGCGGAUCGCCGUUCUCGCCUGGAGGAAAUUGCCGGCGCCGCAUCGCAGCUCGAUGUGGAGGACCAGGAAGGACAGCCGCAGCAACAGCAGCAAGUCGUGGCGGACGGCGUGUCCGGUUCUCCGGAGAUUGAUCGCCGCACACUGCGGUCGCAGGGCUCCAUCAAGGACCAGUCGAGUCGCCUUGCUGCAAAGCUUGGCAUGACGCCGCCCACCUCGCCACGCGCAACACUUCCAGAGACACGCGAGGAGGACGAGAGCGAGGCGAACGACAAGGCUGCUGUGAGAGCAGCAGCAGCUUCAGCAGCGGAACAACGCACGGAACAAGAGGGAACGUCACCAACGCCCGCCACGGGUGCAGCUGUUGUUGUGCUUGAGGAUGCUGAUGCGAUUGGGCCGGGCAACGAGUCUGUUGUUGACUCGAAGGACGCCACCAUUGAUGUCAGCGCAUCCGCAGCCGCCGCCCGCGAGGAGGACAGGACAUUUGUCAAGGCACGCACGUCAUGGUCACACAUUGGCGGUCCCAGCGACCAGUACAUCACCAUCAAGCCUGGAUGCGUGUAUGAGCUGCUUGCGGCCGAGGACGACACAUGGCUGCUCGUGCAAGAGGUUGGCACGACGCGCACGGGUAAAGCACCGCGCCUCAUCUACUCUGACGACCACCGCCCGGCGUCCGGCAUCAAGCAGACCUCGUCUGCCCUCGCCGUGCCCACCGCACAGGAAGGCAUGAGCCGGGCGUCGAUGCGCGGUAUGAAGCGGUCUGGCAAAGUCGUGCUGGAGCAGAUGGCCCCCGGCAGUGGCAUGAUUUCCCUCUUCCACACCGUCAAGCCAAAGGCCAUCCCCAAAGACGGCGUGCUGGUGUGCAUCUUUGGCCCCGGCGCGGAGACCAUUACCGAUGCGCUGCUGGCGUCGCACGAGGAGCUGUUUUCGUCGUGCGUGCCCAGCACCACGCGUGCGCCGCGCGCAAACGAGCGCGACGGCGUUGACUACAACUUCAUCUCCCGUGACCAGUUGCGUGCAGACGUGACGCAAGGGCGGUUUGUGGAGGUUGUGCGCUUCAACGACGUGCUGUACGGCACCAGCGUCGCCUCUGUCCAGGACGCCCUCAAGCAGCACAACGAGCGCUUCUGCCUCAUCGACGUCAACGACCCGCAGUCCCUCCGCCGUCUGCACACUGUGGGCAUCACUCCACUGUCCAUCUUCCUUGACCCGGUCGACCCAAGUGUUGUUGCAAAGCAGAACCCCGACAUGGGUGCAGACGCAACAGCUGUGCAUAUGCUCGUCGCGAACAAGUUGCGCGAGGAGUGCAUGCUCGACUUUACACAUGUGCUGGCCAACAAGGGCACGGUGGACGAGAUGGCCAGGGCAGUGUACGACCUCCUCCAGCGCGCCACGGCCAGCACGUGCUGGCUCCCGGAUCCGGUUCUCCCGGCACCACCCAUCACCGUCGAUGCCGAGGUCGGCGAAGCAGCCACCACGACCACAGCUACCGCCGCAGCAACAGGGGCAGCACCACAGCAACAACAGCAGCAGCAACAGCAGGUGUCUGAAGCCGCGUCAUCGUCGGCAGGAACGACGACGGCAGCAGUAGCGGCGGCGGCGGCGGCGGGGCGCAUCAGCCCCGUUGGCGCGACGGCGACACUGCAGCCGGAGGACGUGGAUGUGGACAACGUGUGGGGGUAUGAGGUCAUCUCCUUCCCCAAGAUGGACGGCAAGCUCGGCUUCAGCUUCACCAGCGCAGACAUGAUGCAGGGCCAGCGUUCGCGCGUUCUUGUGACGCGGAUUGUGAGUGGCGGCUCUGCGGAUCGCGACGGCCGUCUUCAGUGCGGCGACAACGUCCUCGAAGUCAACGAUGAGUCGUGCGUUGAUGCUUCCCAGACUGAGGCAACCAACAUGUUCCGCAACACUGGCAACAGCGUCGCACUCAAGGUGUGCCGGCGGUGCUACCACGUGGUGCUGCCGUCGACCAACGGACGCUACGGGCUCGGCAUCAAGGGCGGCGCAGACUCCAACCACCCGAUUAUCGUGUCGCGCAUCCAGCCGGGGUCCUCUGCUGCCAAGUGCGAGCAGAUUACGAUUGGGCACGAGAUUAUGUACAUCAACCGCAUCAACGUGCAGGCGGCGACGCACGACCAGGUGUUGAAGAUCAUUCAGUCGUCGCCACAGCAGCUUGAUCUCAUCAUCCACCCGCGCCGGCGCCGCGUUCGCCGCACGCCCGUCUCCACCAGCAGCCAGCCGCAACAACAGCAGCAGCAGCAGGCCGCAGUUACAGCGGCGGCAGCCAAGGCGGAGCAGCAGCAGCAGCAGGAGAGGCAGGAUGAAGAGCAGCGGGAGAAGCUUGAGGAUGCGGCUGUCGCAGCGGCGCUUGAGGACCGCACACGUUCGCCCGAGGAGAGAGUGCGUGGCGGCGUCAGCGGCGUGAACGGCAUUCAGGCAGCGCCCCACAACGCCGCACCUGCCCGUGUUGCAGCAGAGGAGAAGCAGGAACAGGAGGAAGAAGCGAGGAAACCAGAGCAACAGCAAGAGCAAGAGGAGCAGGAGGAGCAGGAGGAGCAGGAGGAGGAACCCACGGCAGCGGAGAUGACGACGGGCACAAUUGAGGUGCGCAUGGAGGAGAUCCACGCCCGUGUGGUGUUCUCGCCCGAGCUUGCGUCGGAGUCUGUGGUUGAUCACCAUGACGACAACAGCGCCAACACCGACGACGCAGAGGCUGCAGCCAAGGCGGCCACACCAGAGACUGAUACGGUGACGACCAGUGGCGCGCGCGCACUCGAUGGCGCUUUGAGCAAGGAGGGGUCACCCCGGCGCCUCGCAGACACGCACACGGGGCGGGUGGUUGAAGCGUCGAGCAACGGCGAUGUGGUGGAGGUGCGCAUGCGCAAGCCGUCACCGUCGUCCAAGGGUCGCGCGCACGUGAAGCAGCAGCAGCAGAAGAAGAAGCUGAGCCAGGAGGAAGAGGAGUUUGUUGCGAAUCUGCAGCAGCCCGGCCCCGUCAGCACGCAGGACCAGUCGUAUGAGCGCAGGCAGAGCCGCGUCCUCGAGCGGGGCCGAUACUACGAGAAAGCGGACGAGUCACUGCAACGAAAACUCAUUGGCGGCGACUUUGAGAGUCUUGACCGCGUUCGCCCGGGCGGAUCUGUGGAGCAGCUGUGCUCCGUCGCCUUGAAGCCAGAGAACAAAGUUCGCAACAGAUAUCGCGACAUCCUCCCAUACGAUGACACGCGUGUGCUGCUGAAGAGUGGCGACAACAACUACAUCAACGCCAACCACGUCUCCUUCUCCAUCAAGGACAAGGUUUACCGUUACAUCACCUCACAGGGCCCGAAGCGGGAGACAACCGCGCACUUUUGGCAGAUGGUGUGGGAAAACUCUGUGCGCAUCAUCUGCAUGCUGACGACGCUGCGGGAGCGCGGGCAGCCAAAAUGCUUCCAGUACUGGCCAGACGGCCCAAAGUCCUCCCAGCAGUUUGGCGACUUCAAGGUGACGCUGAACAAAGAGGUGAUGCGACCUGGCUAUGUCAUCCGCGACAUUUCUCUGGAAAAGGAUCGCAAGCCCCGCCGCUUGUUCCAGUUCCAAUUUGUCGACUGGCCCGACCACGGUGUGCCCGCGGAGUGCGACACGAUUCUUGCUUACAUCAAGGAGGUUGAGUCGUUCAAGGCGCGGCUGAAGCAGCCCAUGCCGCUGAUGGUGCACUGCAGCGCAGGCAUUGGCCGGUCUGGUGUGUUUAUGGUACUUGAGCUUGGCCUUGCCGCCUUCCAGGACAACCUCCCCGUCAACCUCCACUACAUGCUGACGGAGCUGCGCGCCCAGCGCAUGGGCCUCGUGCAGACAAAGGACCAAUACAAGUUCUGCUACACGACUCUGGCCGCGGUUCGCAGGGAUGAAGGCCCUCACUUCAAGAUCACCCCUUGAUUGGCAGCGUUCGUUGAUCCAGCUUCCGUUGACGUUCACCGCCUCCUUGUGCUUGUGCUUGCUCCGAUGCUCGUUUUUGCUCCUUUGCCGUUUUUGUUGCCCUGCAUGGCACUGUUUCAAUAGAGCCUCCAUGUUUUGUGAAGAUGAUGGUUCGUUUGGCCGUUUGUCCUGUUGUUUUGUUCGCUUGUCCAUCCCCCCCCCCACAUACGGCCCGUCUUGCCGUCUUGCCCUCCCCCUUGCUCUCUACUUCCGUGUGCCUCUGUUUGUUCGGCUGUUAUCCAUCCUCCACCACCGCCGUCCCAUGCUUCCUUCCCCACCAGAAAAGCUGUGCUUGUUGUUCUUCUUUGCUUGUUGUGCGCCUUUGCCAGGUUUUGGCGGGCUGCGAUUAGUAGUGAAUGAUUUUGGUU
Molecule: messenger RNA, 5974 nt
Organism: Salpingoeca rosetta
Lineage: Eukaryota; Choanoflagellata; Craspedida; Salpingoecidae
Exons: 29
Coding region: 399-5567 (1722 amino acids)
Biological process (GO): protein dephosphorylation
Cellular component (GO): cytoskeleton
Molecular function (GO): protein binding; protein tyrosine phosphatase activity
Source: RefSeq, a predicted model, not a curated record